Cylas formicarius (sweet potato weevil) is the source of this 1330-nucleotide messenger RNA. RefSeq names its product ribosome biogenesis protein BRX1 homolog. Gene Ontology annotation, biological process: rRNA processing; ribosomal large subunit assembly. Lineage: Eukaryota; Metazoa; Arthropoda; Insecta; Coleoptera; Brentidae. The coding region runs from base 191 to 1207 and encodes 338 amino acids. Gene Ontology annotation, cellular component: nucleolus. Gene Ontology annotation, molecular function: rRNA binding. The record is from RefSeq and is a predicted model, not a curated record. The transcript has a single exon.
UGAUCAUUCGCCUAUAGGUCUACUGUCAUAAACGUAUAAAAAAACAAAAAUGAUCAAUAAUUUAACUCUGGAUCUAAAAAGGAACAUUCGCCUACCAUAGAAAAAAGAGCUUUUAGUCGGUGCCACGUUAACCUCGUUUUCUGUUUUUGAUUGGAGUGUAUCUGAAAAUAUUUGAUUCGUAAUUUUAACAAUGCCUAAAAAAGCACAUAAAAGAAAAAUUGCUGAAGUGGAGACCCCAGAAGCAGUAACCGUUCUACCUUCCGUAAAACAUUCUGAAGAACCUGUACCAAAAAGAAAAAGGUGGACCAAUAAACAGCGUGUUUUAGUUUUGGCCUCUAGAGGAAUAAAUCACCGCGAUAGACAUCUUAUGGAGGAUAUAAAGAAAUUGAUGCCGCACCACAAACCGGAACCGAAAAUGGAACGUUCUAAAUCUCUAAAAAUUUUAAAUGAAAUUUGUGAGAUGAAGAAUUGUAAUAAAGCUAUUUUAUUUGAAGGUAGAAAAAAGCAGGAUUUAUAUAUGUGGUUAUCUAAUAUUUCAAAUGGACCAAGUGUAAAAUUUUUGGUGGAAAAUGUUUUUACCAUGGGUGAACUCAAGUUAACUGGUAAUUGUUUACGAGGAUCCAGACCUUUAUUGAGUUUUGAUCCAUUAUUUACAGAAACUCCAUAUUACAAUUUAUUAAAGGAACUUUUGGUUCAAUCCUUUGGUGUUCCCAAUCAACACCCAAAAAGUCAACCAUUUUUUGAUCAUGUAUAUACAUUCUCAAUAAUUGACAACAAAAUUUGGUUUAGAAAUUUCCAGAUUUUAUCAGAAGAUGGAGCGUUGGCCGAAAUUGGCCCUCGGUUUUUAUUAAAUCCAAUAAAAAUAUUUGCAGAAAGUUUUGGAGGAGACAUACUAUGGGAAAAUCCACUUUAUGUGAGUCCUGCUAAACACAGACAACAAGUUAGGUUACAAGCAAAAAAUAAAUAUAUAAAUAGAUUGCAACAAAAAACACAUUCAGAAGCCACAAGACCAGUAAACAGUUACAAAUUGACUCCUCUUGAUGAUUUGUUUAAAGAAGACCCUUUAAAAAAGGCAAAUGAAUUGGUUAAAGGGCAUGGAGAUGAAAGUAACAGAAAUGAAAAAACAAAAAAGAAAAAGAAGCAUUUCGUAGGUAACAGUCCCAAUUUGAUAGUAAAAAAUAAAAAAAGGCAUCUUAAAAAGUCCUAAUUGAAAAUUAAAGGAAAUGUAAUACAAAAAUUGAAUAUGUGUGUUUCUUGUGUACCUACAAGUGUUAAUAAUAAAAGUUAAAGGAAAAGGAAUUUUUAUAUUGUAUGCUAGACUAGAACCCUA